GUAGCAACCGGGCAUUCUCUUCCCCACGCACUACAACAGCCAAUGACCAGCAACUUAUUUCUUAAACAAGCUACCCGGUCCAACUAGUUUGGAGCUAUCUCCAAGCGAGACAUCGGUAUAUUCCCCGUUCAUAUACGCAAGGGAUCACUGCCAAGUUACCCCGGUUAACCCCUCGUUCCCCAAUCUCUUCUCUCCACGGGGAUUGCCCCGUGCUAAUUCGUACCCUAGGCCAGUCCAUCAGGACUAUAAAACAAUACCCUUGGUACCAAUCUACCUGUCUCCCUAGUUGAGCAAGUUAUACGCAAGCUUUAAUCAUGGAUCGCGAUCAAGAGAAGGCGGAAUUCGAAGUCGGGCAGUUUGAAGGGGAGAAGACCCAGUCUUCAAAUGUCGUCGACGAUGUCGGUGAGCAGGAGGGGAAGAAGAUUAUAUGGCGAAUCGACCGCCGACUUGUCACCUUAGUCGGUGUCUUAUACUGCAUCAGUCUUAUGGACCGAACCAAUUUGUCUGCGGCCGCCGUUGCUGGAAUGAACGAGGAGUUGAACCUUGUUGGCGAACGAUAUUCAAUUGUUACCCUCGUCUUCUUCGUCACAUACAUUUUAUUCCAGCCGCCCUCUACCAUCCUGAUCCGUAAGGUUGGCCCACGCAUCUUCCUGUCCACCAUUACGUUGGCAUGGGGUGCCGUUAUGAUCGGAUUCGGAUUCAGUCCGUCAUUCGAAGUCCUCCUGGCCCUUCGACUAGUCCUUGGUGCCUUCGAGGCUGGUUAUUUCCCCGGCUGCGUAUACUUACUGUCGACAUGGUACACUCGAUAUGAGAUGGGCAGAAGAUACUCGGUCUUCUACCUUCUUGGCUGCGUUGCUUCGGCCUGCUCGGGAAUUCUCGCAUUCGGCUUGAUGCAACUCGACGGUGUCGCAGGCCUUAGUGGUUGGCGAUGGAUCUUUAUCAUUGAAGGUGUCAUUACCUGCCUCCUAGCCUCUCUUGGCUACUGGCUCCUGGUCGACUUCCCUGAUUCCAAGCGCAAAUCUUGGCGGUUCUUGAGCGAUAGAGAACGUUCGUGGAUUGUUCGACGCGUUGAUGCCGACCGUGGUGAUGUCGAAGCCCCCAAGUUUAAGAUCAGUCUAUUUUUAAAGGGCGGUUUAGAUUUGAGAGUCUGGGGAUACGGCCUAAUCGCCUUUUGUACCAACACUUUGACCUAUUCGUUAGCCUACUUCUUACCCCUUAUUCUAAACACGAAUUUGGGAUUUGAUCGCGGUAUUUCGCUUACCCUCAUCGCACCCCCUUAUGCGUUUUCGGGCAUCUACAUGUACAUCAUGGGCUGGCUUGGAGAUCGUUACCACUUGCGUGGCCCUAUUUUGGUCGCCAACAUGGUUGUCGCACUUAUCGGCCUACCUAUCCUUGGAUGGCACCCCAACAACGGUGUUAGAUACUUCGGAUCGUUCCUUGUGACUGCCGGAGCAACAGCAAAUGUCCCGGCAUCGCUAGCGUACCAGGCCAACAACAUCCGCGGACAAUGGAAGCGAGCCUUCGCAAGUGCGUCUUGGGUCAGCUUUGCUAGUAUUGGUGGCAUUGCUGGCAGUCUGGUCUUUAGAUCUCAAGAUGCUGCUACUGGAUACCGACCUGGCUUAUAUGCGUGCAUAGCAUGCUGUCUAUUAGCAAUCGUUAUCGUAGUCCUGUUAGACAUAUCCUAUUAUUUCGACAACAAGAAAGCCGACCGAGGAGAGAAGCAUCUUGAAACAACCGACGAGGGAUCUCAGCCCGACUUCCGUUACACCUAUUAGAAGCGAGAAGGAUUAGGAAUAUACUCAAGUACCUAACUUUCCGUGUCGCCUCACCUGAGCAGGUAGUGUCAAGGUGUAGUAGUGUGGUUCGGCUAGGAAGAGAGUGGUCGAAAUUAUAUGAUUACGAUGCGGGAAAUGUUUAGCCCCUGGCGCCUUAGGUACCUAGGUUAGGUUGUUCUAUAGGUGAGGCAAGAGAAAUGGCACCUUGAUAGAACCAUAGUUACUAGGUAUAUUACAAGGCAGCCUUGGCAUAAUAUUCUCAUGAUCCGGUCGUGUGUUAACAUUCUAGAGGUUCGGUAAUAAUAGUUGUAAUUUCAACAUUCCAGGUUUUAGUAGGAAGAUUGCUAG
Daldinia loculata is the source of this 2123-nucleotide messenger RNA. RefSeq names its product MFS general substrate transporter. Gene Ontology annotation, biological process: transmembrane transport. The record is from RefSeq and is a predicted model, not a curated record. Gene Ontology annotation, cellular component: membrane. Gene Ontology annotation, molecular function: transmembrane transporter activity. Lineage: Eukaryota; Fungi; Ascomycota; Sordariomycetes; Xylariales; Hypoxylaceae. The transcript is spliced from 9 exons. Bases 315 to 1775 code for a protein of 486 amino acids.